Molecule: messenger RNA, 2051 nt
Organism: Oryzias melastigma (Indian medaka)
Lineage: Eukaryota; Metazoa; Chordata; Actinopteri; Beloniformes; Adrianichthyidae
Gene: gnl3
Product: guanine nucleotide binding protein-like 3 (nucleolar)
Exons: 15
Coding region: 149-1768 (539 amino acids)
Cellular component (GO): nucleolus
Molecular function (GO): GTP binding
Source: RefSeq, a predicted model, not a curated record
UGCAGUGCAGUGAGCCUCCUCGUCAGCAGAUGGCGCACUACCGCCCUUUCUAGCCAGGGCGGAAAUGACGCAAUAUCAAACCUCCGCACAUUUCCACGUGCGAGCAGCUGCCUCCUUUCAACUAAACUAGCAAGUUGUCUUCUCCACGAUGAAACGACCGAAGUUAAAGAAGGCAAGCAAGCGGCUUUCUUGCUCCAAACGUUACAAAAUACAGAGAAAGGUCCGUGAGCAUCACCGAAAGCUGAGAAAGGAGGCGAAAAAGAAAGGAGUGGGCAAACGAGUGAAAAAGGAUCCCGGGGUUCCCAGCAGCGCUCCAUUCAAGGAAGAAGUCUUAAGGGAGGCAGAGCAGAGGAAGCUACAGAUCGAAGAAGAAAAAGAAAGACAACGUCAAGCAAAAAAGGAAGAACGAGCGAAGAAAAGGAAGAAAGAGGAGACGGAAAGUAAUGAGACUGGACCUAAGGUCAAGAAGGCUCGCAAGGAUGACGCUGCAAAAAAACAGGCGGCUGCAAACAAGAGUUCCAAACAAUUCCUUUGUGCUGAGCUGAACAAGGUCAUCGAUGCAUCAGAUGUAAUCAUAGAAGUUCUAGAUGCUCGGGAUCCUCUGGGAUCCAGAUGUCCAGAGUUAGAGGAGGCUGUGCUGCAAAGGGAAGGCAACAAGAAGAUCCUUUUACUUCUAAACAAAAUAGAUCUGGUACCUAAAGAAAACGUGGCAAAGUGGGUGGAGUUUUUACAGAAGGAAUUUCCUGUUGUGGCUUUCAAAGCGUCAACGCUAAUUCAGGACAAAACUGUGAAAGCCAAAAAGAGCAGAAUUGUGGCUUCGAACGACAUCCUGGACAGAUCCAGAGGAGUUGCUUGCUUUGGAAGUUCCUGUCUCACUGAUCUGCUGAUGAACUUUGUUACCAAAACAGAGAAUGAGACGAAGCUUAAAGUGGGCAUUGUUGGUUUCCCAAAUGUGGGCAAAAGCAGUCUCAUCAACAGCCUUAAGGGGGUCCUGGCGUGCAACGCUGGUGUCAAGAGAGGCAUGACAAAGUCAAUGCAAGAGGUGCACAUCUCUAAGACCGUGAAGCUCAUCGACAGCCCGGGAAUAGUGGCGUCCCCAUCAAACCCGCCGGCCUCCAUGGCCUUGAGGAGCCUGCAGGUGGAGGAGGGUCAGGACAGCGUUCUGGAGGCAGCGCAGACGCUGAUAAAGCAGUGUGAUAAGACACAGGUUAUGCUGCAGUACAACGUUCCAGACUAUAGAAACUCUCUGGAGUUUUUGACCAUGUUGGCCAAAAAGCGCGGUUUCCUGCAGAAGGGAGGAGUUCCUGACACGCAGCAGGCAGCCGCCAUCUUUCUGUCUGACUGGACCGGGGCAAAGCUAAGCUACCACUGUAAGGUUCCUGGGAAGCACACCCCUCCCGCUUACCUGACGGAUGCCGUGGUCACCGAAAUGCAGAACGGCUGGAAUCUGAAGAAACUGAAAACAGGAAAUGAGGAAACUCUGAAAGGUGUUAAAUUUCCAAACCCUGCGAGCAGCAUAAGCUUCAUCUCUAAAGGCCCAACUUCUGGUGUUCUGCGUGUUUCUGAAGAACAGCCCAGUGCUGCAACCGCAGCGGAGGAGAAGCAGAGCGACGAGGCUGUGGACUCAAAUGAAGCUGUGGAGAAUCCAGAGAAAACACCACAGAGCAAAAAACCCAAAAAAGUGCAGUUUCAGUCAUCGGCCUUGGAGGUGAACCUGACAGCUACGAGUACAGACGACGCCUAUGAUUUUAAUGCCCAUUUUAAAUGAACUUAAGCUUCAUUUCCAGCCAGCGCCUCAGCUCAGAAAGUGUAACGGAAAUUUACAUCGGAUGUUUUCCAUACGUGGAUGAAAUCACCAACAGGAUGAACUUUAUUUUUGAACUGAUGAUUCUGAAGGAAACAAAUCAGUCAAAACAUGUAAAGCUCGACUAUAAUCUUGUAUUCUUUUAAUAACAUCUCGUUGUAUUUCUGCUCUCGGAUGGUGCUUUACUGUCUGUUCCUACUGUAAAUAAUUUGAAUAUAUGUGUAGUAAAUCUAAAGUGACAAAACCA